Acanthamoeba castellanii str. Neff is the source of this 756-nucleotide messenger RNA. RefSeq lists its product as uncharacterized. Bases 1 to 756 code for a protein of 251 amino acids. The transcript is spliced from 4 exons. The record is from RefSeq and is a predicted model, not a curated record. NCBI's taxonomy places the organism in Eukaryota, Discosea, Longamoebia, Acanthamoebidae.
AUGGACGGUACCCUCAAGGACCCGGAGGUGAUCAAGCCUCCCCAGCUCGUGGCCGCCGAGUUCUCACGGGUAGCCGACAAGACCUACAAAAUCACAAAGGAAAGCAAGGAUCUACCGUACAUGAUCCAGUGCGAGGACGUGAACAUCCUCGAGAACGCCAACUGGAAGGCCUUGUUUCAAGCGUUCAACGUUCUGUCGGCCGAGAGAGUCUUCCUGCUCACCAUCACCGACGCUAUACUCGAUUGGCGACGUCAGGAGAAACAGACCAAGGACGACACCGACCUGGAGCAAGCGUUGGCGAGAGACUACAUCUUCUUUCAGUCGGUGAGCGAGCUGUGCUUGGAGAAGUUCAAUGCCGAGGACGUGCAAGUGGCGGCCCUGUUCGCUAUCUGCUGGGAGCACUAUGAGCUCAAGGUGCCUGACGCGAACGACGCCAAGCUCGCCACCUACGUCUUGGCCGAGAACAAGAAGCACGUCACUGAGUUGUGCAACAACGUGCUCGCUCGCAUCUACCCCUUCAGGUUCCUCGCCCGGCCUGACGAGCUGGACAAGCUGUUCCACCUGCAGAUAGUGAAGAACAAGAAGAAGCUCGACAAGAAGAAGGAGGAUGCGUUGAUGUACUUCCUCAUUCCACUGAUCCACAACGACAGCGGCCUCAGCGAUAAGAAGGGCUGGUCCGAGUUCCGUGAGAGCCUCGAGACUACCUUUGCACCUGUCGUUGGCUCCUGGAAGGACAAGAAGGGCGAGAAAAGGUAA